This is a messenger RNA of Populus trichocarpa (black cottonwood), 1165 nucleotides long. RefSeq names its product cytochrome b-c1 complex subunit Rieske-4, mitochondrial. Gene Ontology annotation, cellular component: membrane. Gene Ontology annotation, biological process: mitochondrial electron transport, ubiquinol to cytochrome c. The coding region runs from base 152 to 970 and encodes 272 amino acids. The record is from RefSeq and is a predicted model, not a curated record. Lineage: Eukaryota; Viridiplantae; Streptophyta; Magnoliopsida; Malpighiales; Salicaceae. The transcript is spliced from 2 exons. Gene Ontology annotation, molecular function: 2 iron, 2 sulfur cluster binding; quinol-cytochrome-c reductase activity.
AAAAAGAAAAAGAGAGAGAGAGAGAGAAAUCCAACCUAUAAACCUCUCUCCCAAUCUCCCUGUCUCUCUCUGCCCCCCCCUAUUUGUAGACUCCAGAGAAAAUAAACCCAAGGCUAAAAGCAAAGAGGAAGAGAAGAAUAAUACGAAGAAGAUGCUAAGAGUAGCAGGGAGGAGGCUCUCAUCUUUACCAUGGAGGUGCUCGCAGACGACCUCCGCCUUCGUUUCUCAAAACAGUCCUUUCCUCAGCGAUGGUCGUGAUUCUGCCGCCUCUUCCAGAUCCAUCCUCUCCCCUUAUCAUUUAUCCUUCACUCCAGAUCUAAUCAGAGGUUUUUCUUCUGGAGCCCUUACUCCAGGACAGGAUAUGGGUAUCAUCUCAGAUCUCCCGGCUACUGUAGCAGCUGUGAAGAACCCUACCUCAAAAAUUGUCUAUGACGAGCACAAUCAUGAGCGUUAUCCACCGGGUGACCCCAGCAAGCGUGCCUUUGCCUAUUUUGUCUUAACUGGUGGCAGGUUUGUGUAUGCCUCCUUAAUUCGUCUUUUGGUCCUCAAGUUUGUUCUGAGCAUGUCUGCUAGCAAAGAUGUCCUUGCCAUGGCCUCCCUUGAGGUUGAUCUCUCUAGCAUUGAGCCUGGCUCUACUGUUACAGUCAAGUGGCGUGGAAAGCCAGUUUUUAUCAGAAGACGAACUGAAGAUGAUAUCAAGCUGGCUAACAGUGUUGAUGUUGCAUCCCUUCGCGACCCACAGGAGGAUGCUGCCAGGGUUAAGGACCCAGAAUGGCUUGUGGUGGUAGGGGUCUGCACCCACCUGGGGUGCAUUCCAUUACCCAAUGCUGGUGACUUUGGUGGCUGGUUUUGCCCAUGCCAUGGCUCACACUAUGACAUCUCUGGCAGGAUUCGCAAGGGUCCAGCGCCCUUUAAUUUAGAGGUCCCCACUUACAGUUUCUUGGAGGAGAACAAGUUACUCGUUGGGUGAGAAAAGCUACUCAUUGGGUGAGAAAUUCGGCGGGAAUUCUUUUAUAAUAGAUAUUGUUGUGACAUUUUUGCAAAUUUGUUUUGUUUUACUGUUGGCAUUUUCAUUUAAUGCUAUCAAUUCGGAUUGUGUAUCUGCUGCAUUCAAUUGGCGGGGCAUUGUUUUGCUGAAUAAUACACCUGGAUAUUUGUUGGGGAA